Messenger RNA from Pocillopora damicornis (cauliflower coral), 683 nucleotides. Its product is annotated as cation channel sperm-associated auxiliary subunit epsilon. Lineage: Eukaryota; Metazoa; Cnidaria; Anthozoa; Scleractinia; Pocilloporidae. Gene Ontology annotation, cellular component: CatSper complex; sperm principal piece. Gene Ontology annotation, biological process: sperm capacitation; flagellated sperm motility. The record is from RefSeq and is a predicted model, not a curated record.
AUGAUCAAAGAUAUUGGUCAGCAGAGAAAAAUUUCUCAUGAAAAUGAUGAAGUUUCAGAUAAGACCGUUGUGUAUGACCUUCUUAAACUGGGCUGUCCGUUAUCAGUGCAGAGCAGUGAACCUUUCAAACCCAUUAUUGACGUAUACGAUGGAGAAACGUUUGUAAAAGAAGUGGAUGUAAACUAUGUAUUGUGGGAACAACAUGGUCGAGCUGGCUACAAGUACAGUAAAACCAUGAAGGAGGUUGGGUGCAUGAGAGAGGCGCAGAGCUGGGAAAAGAUGAUAAAUUCCAUGAAGGGUGGAAGUAUUGAAUCAGCGUGGUCCAGGGAGAAUUACCAAACUUGUUUUCAAGAAUCAGCAGAUGGCUCCAUUUCUGCGGAUAAUCUUUAUGAACGAUACGAGAUCCUCAACAGUUCUGGGGCCGCCUCGCACAUUGUGUGGACUGAUGUAGGCACUUUUGUCUUCCUCCUGAAAGUUCUUGAUCCUGAAUUUAGCUUUUGUAAUCUGACCGUAGAGUUUGGUGUUCAAGUGCAUGGUGUCAGGAGUGCGAUGCAAGAGAUUCCAACCUUCGUGGUUCUUGGUUCAGCAUGCCUGACUAUCAUGGCCCUGAUGCUCUCUGCCUUCCACACCACAGCACUGUGUUCCGAAUGACCGUGGGCUAUUCUCGUCUGGGAACACGGAGG